AAUUGGAUCCUGAUCUUCUGCUUUUCGUCUAUAAACAAAACAUGGGAUUUCCCAUUCAACAAUCCCCAAAAAUAGAUCAACUGUUUCUCAUCUCUCAAAAACAAUGCCUGCAACUCUAAGUAAUCUCUUUCUUUCUCACAAUAUUUGCUCCUUCUCCUUCACCUUCUUUUUGUCAAUAAACUUUGUUUUCCUUCAUUCUUGUUAUUCUUCCAUUGACGAACAAGGCCAAGUUCUUUUAGCAUGGAAGAACAGUUUAAACAGCUCAGCAGAUGAACUCGCUUCAUGGAAUCCUUUAGACUCAACUCCAUGCAAAUGGGUUGGUGUUCAUUGCAACUCAAAUGGGAUGGUUACAGAGAUAAGCUUGAAAGCAGUGGAUUUGCAAGGUUCAUUGCCUUCAAAUUUUCAGUCACUUAAGUUCUUGAAGACUCUUGUUCUUUCUUCAGCUAAUCUCACUGGCAACAUUCCCAAAGAGUUUGGUGAAUAUCGUGAACUGAGUUUGAUUGAUCUUAGUGAUAAUUCUUUAUCAGGUGAAAUACCAGUAGAAAUAUGCAGACUAAAGAAACUGCAGAGUUUAUCUCUCAAUACAAAUUUUCUUGAAGGUGAAAUCCCUUCUGAUAUUGGCAAUCUCUCGGGCCUUGUGUAUUUGACUCUUUUCGACAAUCAAAUCUCCGGCGAGAUUCCGAAGAGCAUUGGGGCAUUAAGCAGACUAGAGAUUUUCAGAGCAGGUGGAAACAAAAAUCUCAAAGGUGAGUUGCCUCUGGAGAUUGGGAACUGCACCAACUUGGUUGUAUUAGGCCUCGCCGAAACCAGCAUUUCUGGGAGUUUACCUUCGUCAAUUGGAAAGUUGAAGAGAAUCCAAACUCUAGCUAUUUAUACAUCACUCCUAUCAGGUCCUAUUCCAGAAGAGAUUGGGGACUGCAGUGAGUUGCAGAACUUGUACCUGUAUCAGAAUUCUUUAUCUGGUUCGAUCCCCAAGCGAAUUGGGGAACUCACUAAGCUUCAGAGUCUGCUUCUAUGGCAGAACAGCUUAGUGGGUACAAUCCCAGAUGAGCUUGGAAGCUGCGCAGAGCUUACAGUCAUUGAUUUUUCAGUGAAUCUUCUGACUGGAACUAUACCAAGAAGUCUCGGAAACCUUUUGAAGUUGCAAGAGCUUCAGCUAAGUGUUAAUCAAUUAACAGGCACCAUUCCUGUUGAAAUCACAAAUUGUACAGCUCUCACUCAUCUUGAAGUAGAUAACAAUGCUAUUUCGGGUGAGAUUCCUGCUUCUAUUGGUAAUCUAAACAGCUUGACAUUAUUCUUCGCUUGGCAGAACAAUCUAACAGGAAACGUUCCGGAUUCUCUAUCAAAUUGUCAGAAUCUUCAGGCUGUUGAUCUCUCAUACAAUCAUCUUUUUGGUUCAAUACCGAAACAGAUUUUCGGGUUGCAGAAUCUAACCAAGCUACUGCUAAUUUCCAAUGACUUAUCUGGCUUCAUACCCCCUGAUAUAGGGAACUGCACCAAUCUGUACAGGUUGAGGUUAAGUAGGAACCGGCUCGCGGGUACUAUUCCAUCGGAGAUUGGAAAUUUGAAGAGUUUGAAUUUCAUUGACUUGAGCAACAAUCAUUUCAUUGGAGGAAUCCCUCCAUCCAUAUCUGGAUGCCAAAACCUCGAGUUUCUUGAUCUUCAUUCAAAUGGGAUUACUGGUUCUUUACCAGAUACUCUGCCUGAAAGCCUACAGUUUGUUGAUGUAUCAGACAAUAGGCUUGCAGGUCCACUGACUCAUAGCAUUGGGUUAUUGACUGAAUUAACCAAGCUUGUUUUGGCAAGGAAUCAGCUUUCCGGCCGAAUUCCAGCGGAGAUAUUGUCUUGCAGUAAACUGCAAUUGCUCAACCUUGGAGACAAUGGUUUUUCUGGAGAUAUCCCGAAAGAGCUUGGUCAAAUUCCAGCACUUGAAAUCUCUCUCAAUCUUAGCAGCAACCAGUUUUCUGGUGUGAUCCCAUCUGAAUUCUCUGGUCUUAGCAAGCUAGCAGUGCUUGACCUCUCCCACAACAAGCUCAAAGGGAAAUUAGAUGUUCUUGCAGACCUCCAAAACCUUGUUUCCCUUAAUGUCUCUUUCAAUGACUUCUCUGGUGAAUUGCCUAACACACCAUUUUUUCGAAAGCUCCCGCUUAGUGACCUUGCUUCAAAUCAAGGUCUCCACAUUUCUGGAACAGUAACACCUGUUGAUACCUUGGGACCUGCAAGCCAGACUAGAUCAGCAAUGAAGCUGCUGAUGUCAGUUCUUCUUAGUGCAAGUGCAGUUCUAGUUCUGCUGGCAAUCUACAUGUUAAUCCGUGUCCGAAUGGCUAACAAUGGGCUGAUGGAAGAUUAUAACUGGCAAAUGACUUUGUAUCAGAAGCUUGAUUUCUCAAUUGAGGACAUUGUUAGAAAUCUAACAUCAUCUAAUGUAAUAGGCACAGGAAGCUCAGGAGUUGUAUAUAAGGUGACAAUUCCAAAUGGGGAUACACUGGCAGUUAAGAAGAUGUGGUCAUCAGAAGAAUCAGGAGCAUUCAGUUCUGAAAUUCAGACACUUGGUUCAAUCAGACACCGUAACAUUGUCCGCCUUUUAGGCUGGGCUUCGAACCGGAAUCUGAAGCUUCUUUUCUAUGAUUACCUUCCAAAUGGAAGCUUGAGUUCACUCCUUCAUGGUGCUGCCAAAGGAGGAGCAGAAUGGGAAACUAGAUAUGAUAUAGUUUUGGGGGUUGCACAUGCUCUUGCAUACUUGCACCAUGACUGUGUUCCAGCUAUUCUUCAUGGAGAUGUUAAAGCCAUGAAUGUUCUUAUAGGACCAGGUUAUGAACCAUACCUAGCUGAUUUUGGCCUAGCAAGAGUUGUGAAUAGCAAUUUUACUGAUGAUGUAGCCAAACCAAGCCAAAGGCCUCACCUGGCUGGUUCCUAUGGAUACAUGGCUCCAGAGCAUGCAUCAAUGCAGAGGAUCAAUGAAAAAAGUGAUGUGUAUAGUUUCGGUGUGGUGCUUUUAGAGGUACUAACAGGAAGACACCCAUUAGACCCAACAUUGCCUGGUGGUGCACCAUUGGUUCAGUGGGUUAGGGACCACUUAGCAAGCAAGAAAGACCCAGUUGACAUUCUUGAUUCAAAGCUUAGAGGAAGGGCUGACCCUACAAUGCAUGAAAUGCUCCAAACACUAGCUGUCUCAUUUCUCUGCAUCAGCAACCGACCUGAUGAUCGUCCAACAAUGAAGGAUGUUGCUGCAAUGCUAAAGGAGAUUAGGCACAUUGAUCCUAUAAGGCCAGACCCGGACAUGUCAAAGGGUGGAGGUAUGACAGCAAUCCGAUCAUCGCCUUCCCCUGCGGCUGGGAUUGUAGUUUCACAAGGGUCUUCUAACUGCUCCUUUGCUUUCUCUGAUGAUGAGUCAAUUUAUCAUGGGUAAAAGGUGUCAAGAAUAGGUUAAAGCACACAGAGAUUUUGUACAUGUUCAAUGGGAGAAUCUCCUUGAAUGGGAGCUAUCACAGUAAUUUAGUUGCAAUUUUUACCAUAUGUGGUAGUUGUAUCAUAGAUUGUAGUAGCUAAUUUGCUGGUAAAUUUAGUAAAUGUCAGUAUGUUAAAAAAGAAAAGCAAAAGAGAGGUAAAAAGAAUAAGAGAAUUUUCAGAACCUUUGUCCAAAUGGUCCAUUGUUGUUUGAUAGCUCCAAUACUGAUGGGGGUAUUAUCUUGGGAGUAGGGCUAGCAACUGUCAUUUGAGGGUAAGAGAAUGACUGAAGAGGGCAUGUAGAAGCUGGAUCAAUGAUUGGUGGUUUUGGAUCUAUGUAAUUACAAUUUAAUGCAGCGAAUGUGAUUCUCUGUGUG
Messenger RNA from Ricinus communis (castor bean), 3824 nucleotides. Its product is annotated as LRR receptor-like serine/threonine-protein kinase RGI3. Lineage: Eukaryota; Viridiplantae; Streptophyta; Magnoliopsida; Malpighiales; Euphorbiaceae. The record is from RefSeq and is a predicted model, not a curated record. Bases 104 to 3409 code for a protein of 1101 amino acids. The transcript has 2 exons. Gene Ontology annotation, biological process: protein phosphorylation. Gene Ontology annotation, molecular function: protein kinase activity; protein binding; ATP binding.